Molecule: messenger RNA, 502 nt
Organism: Xenia sp. Carnegie-2017
Lineage: Eukaryota; Metazoa; Cnidaria; Anthozoa; Malacalcyonacea; Xeniidae
Product: 60S ribosomal protein L34-like
Exons: 6
Coding region: 110-460 (116 amino acids)
Biological process (GO): translation
Cellular component (GO): ribosome
Molecular function (GO): structural constituent of ribosome
Source: RefSeq, a predicted model, not a curated record
GGUAAACACAGUGAUUAAGGAAAUGUUGUGACAGCUAAAUUCCUUGAUCUACCUUCCUAAAUAUCCUUACUUCCAACCUUUCUUUUCCGUCACAUAUCAAGAAGUCGAGAUGGUGCAACGACUUACUUUAAGACGACGAUUAUCUUAUAACACCAAGUCUAAUGGCAGACGAAUCUCCAAGACACCAGGUGGUAAACUUGUAUAUCUUUAUACGAAGAAGCGAGGAAGUGUACCUAAAUGUGGAGAUUCCAAGAAGAAAUUACAAGGGUUGCCUGCAGUUCGCCCAAGAAAACUGAAAAAGCUUUCUAAGCCUAAAAAGACAGUUUCUCGUGCAUAUGGAGGCUCGAUCAGUGGGAAAUGUGUUCGAGAAAGAAUUGUGCGGGCAUUCUUGAUUGAAGAACAAAAGAUUGUUGUACGGGUUCUAAAGGCACAGAGUGCUGGCAAAGGAAAAAGUCAAUGACUUCUGUUUGCAAAAUAAAUUUGAACAUAAAUAAUCUUUCAA